AUGAAAGAAGAAAAUCGUCAAUUAUUAUCUAAAUUAGCAAAUUUGGAAAAUGUAUUUAAGUCCGGUCCAUCAAAAAAAAUUUCAACAAUGCCUAUAUCAUAUAAUACACUUCAUCUAAAUCAUACGAAUCAUACAACAGGAAACCUAAGUAGCACCGAUAACGAUGACGACUAUUGUAGUAUAUUAACAAAUUCUAGAAAAAGAUCUUCUCGUAAAUCUCGACAUCGUAGUUCUGGAUAUUCUUCAAGUAGCAAUGCUGCUACAACAAAACAUUCUUAUUUAUUCUCUUCUACAUCUGCUACGAAUAAUGGUGAUACCGAUAUUACGGGUUUUAGUUCUGAUGAUGAAGAUGAUCAACUUGUGGUUGAUGAAAAAGCUGAAGCUGGAAAUAAA
This is a messenger RNA of Racocetra fulgida, 393 nucleotides long. The record is from the annotation of a GenBank genome assembly. NCBI's taxonomy places the organism in Eukaryota, Fungi, Glomeromycota, Glomeromycetes, Diversisporales, Gigasporaceae.